This is a messenger RNA of Corylus avellana, 799 nucleotides long. RefSeq names its product Adenine nucleotide alpha hydrolases-like superfamily protein. Gene Ontology annotation, molecular function: AMP binding. Lineage: Eukaryota; Viridiplantae; Streptophyta; Magnoliopsida; Fagales; Betulaceae. The record is from RefSeq and is a predicted model, not a curated record.
UACAAACUUCGGACUGAGACUAGAGAGAGAGAGAAAGCGAGUUUGAGUUAGUGACUCAGUGAGUGGAAGAAGAAGAAGAAGAGGAAAAUGGAGGGCGAGCCGACUCGGAUAAUGAUGGGAGUGAACGAGUCGACUAUCAAGGGGUAUCCACACGCGUCGAUAAGCAGCAAAGGAGCGUUCGAGUGGACCCUCCAGAAGAUCGUUCGCUCCAACACCUCCGGCUUCAAGCUCCUCUUCCUUCACGUCCAAGUCCCCGAUGAAGACGGUUUUGAUGACAUGGAUAGCAUUUAUGCGUCACCUGAAGAUUUUAAAAACAUGAAGAACAGGGACAGGGCAAGAGGGACUCAUCUGCUUGAGUUCUUUGUCACUAGAUGUCAUGAAAUGGGGAUUUCUUGUGAGGCAUGGAUCAAGAGAGGUGAUCCCAAAGAAGAAAUCUGCCAUGAGGUGAAGCGAGUCCAGCCUGAUUUUCUUGUUGUAGGAAGCCGGGGUCUUGGCCCUUUUCAGAGGGUUUUUGUAGGAACCGUGAGCGAAUUUUGCGCGAAGCAUGCUGAGUGCCCUGUCCUCACAAUCAAACGCAGGGCAGAUGAAGCUCCUCAGGACCCUGUUGAUGACUGAUUCUUCUAGAAAUGUGCUUGAUUUGUUUCCCUCUGUUUAUAGGCUUCAUACCUUCUGUUAGAACACGUGUGAGAAUUGCCCCUUGAUGUUUAUAUUUUGCGUCCUGUGGGCUCACACAUGGAGCAAACAUUCAUAUGGAGAAAACUAUUUCUUCUAUAUGGUCAUCCACUGAGUUUUCAGACUA